UAUAGGCUAGGCCAAUCCCAUGAGCCGUAUUAGGCGGUCACAUGUAUCCAUUUCACUUAAACGCGAAAAAACACGUCGCGCCUUGCAUGCGGAACCCCACAUUGUCCGCCUCAAUUCAACUACCGUUGCGGAUUAUCUCUCGUGGCCCAGGAAUUGGCGUCCCAGCCCCCUUCCUUUGUUCAAACAUCCAACGUCAAUCCCCUCAACGUUCUGUCCACCGUCCUUUCCCUGACAUCACUCAUUUCUCGGGGGGUUAAACAUCUGCAUUGGAACAGCACUGCCCGUACAUUUCGUUUCGCAGAACCCCUAAAGCCCGGAUAAGCUUUUCAGGACAAACAUGUCAGCCCCCCGAACCAAGCGCCAAUUCGCCGGCGCAGCAAGUGAUCCGGCGCAGCGACAGAUCACAUCCUACUUCUACAAGGGCCCCGAUGGCGCCAGAACGAGCCCCGACCCCGCGGCUGCGGCUGCGGUCAUCUCGCCGGAGCUCCCAGCCCAUGUGCAAUCCAACCUCCUGAACGUCGGCAUGCGGGUCCGCAAAUCCGUGCCCGAGGGCUACAAGACGGGCAGCUCGUACAGCGCCUUCGCGCUCUGGGCCGACGCCGACGCCGACGCCGGCUCGUCCCCACCAAGCACGGCCCCGACCCCGACCCCGACCCCCGCGGCGGGCUCGGCCUUGUCAUCCCGCCGCGAGCUCCUUCCCUUCUGCGGCAUCCACAAGGUGGGCGGCCUCGCGGCGCAGCCCGCCUGGUCUCUGUCGCCGUCCGCCACCGCGACAGAAGACCACCUGAUCCUCCUCCCCGUCCCCGCCCUCGACGACGUCCCCUCCCUCACAAGCAGCCAGGAGUCUGCCGCCAGCACCGACGACGACCACCACCCCGUCAUCCCCACCAUAUCCGUGACUGCGGCGGCGGCGCGCGGCCCCGCGACCGGCAGCAACAGCAACAACCGCAAGCGCGCCUUCGUCGGAGACGAAGGCGAGGGGGAGGUGCCGGCGCCGUUCUCGCGGCCGCAUGGCCUGGGCGUGUGGCGCGACCGCGCCGAGUGGCUGGACGGCGAGGUCAGCCCGCGCAGCCUGGCGCCGGCCGGGUGGGAGAACGCGAGGGUCAUGGCGGUGGCGAGGCGGCGGUCGUCGGGGAAGGGAGUCGCCCGGGCGGCGCUGCCGCUGGAGGACCUGGGGCAGGAGAAUAUGGCGGUGGAUGAUUUCGGAGAGGCCGAGUUCCUGGAUUAUCGGUAUGGGCGGGAGAUGGAGGUUGAGUGAACGGGAAGGGGAAGUGUAUGUGUUUUGCUGAUGGUAUGGAAGAAUCUGGGGUGAUUCAUUGGGACGGCGGCUUGUGGCUCAUGGGAGGCCCCGUGUCUAGGGUUGGACUUUUUGUGCUUUUCCGAUUUUGCUGCAUUUUUCGCAAGGUGUUUGGAGUCGGGUCUGGCCGCGGCUGACAGAUGGAACCCAUGGGUCGGGAUACUGUAAGAGAUAUAAACAGAUACGGCAGGCUUUUCGGAAGCUAGGUAGCUACGGAGUUCACUGAUAAGGAGGUAGAAAGCAUCCUACGAUUGCUAGUUAGAAUGGC
Messenger RNA from Phialemonium atrogriseum, 1565 nucleotides. Its product is annotated as putative ribonucleotide reductase. NCBI's taxonomy places the organism in Eukaryota, Fungi, Ascomycota, Sordariomycetes, Cephalothecales, Cephalothecaceae. The record is from RefSeq and is a predicted model, not a curated record. Gene Ontology annotation, molecular function: ribonucleoside-diphosphate reductase inhibitor activity. The coding region runs from base 338 to 1258 and encodes 306 amino acids. Gene Ontology annotation, cellular component: cytoplasm; nucleus. Gene Ontology annotation, biological process: intracellular protein localization. The transcript has a single exon.